Molecule: messenger RNA, 2240 nt
Organism: Melanaphis sacchari
Lineage: Eukaryota; Metazoa; Arthropoda; Insecta; Hemiptera; Aphididae
Exons: 11
Coding region: 216-2201 (661 amino acids)
Source: RefSeq, a predicted model, not a curated record
CACUGAUAAAUGAUAAUAUUAGAAAAACAAAAAUUUAAUUUAAUAAAAUCAGAAUUCAGACUUAUGUAGUCUGUUACUUGUAAGAAUGUUUUAUGUUUUUAUGUAAGUACUUGAGGUUGUGUAACAGAAUAGAAUAAAUUUGGUUUAAUAUAGAUAAUCUGUGACAAUUGCAAUGAUACAGUAUAUGUUUACAGUUUUAUGAAAUUUUCAAAACUAUGUCUCGAAAUCAAAUAACUGUACAUCCAGUUGAUGGACAUCAAGAAAAAGGAGCAAAGAACAUUUUGGGUCAUGUACCACAUUAUUAUUUGCCAGGUUUAAAUACAUAUUCACUGAGUAGUAUCAAAAACAGCAAUGAAGCUAUUCAGUAUUAUUCUGCACCUGAUCGUUUCAAUCUACCAGUACCAUGUAUUACAUUUACAGACAUCGACCCAAAAAUUAAUGCAGUUUUGGACAUGGUUAAUUUAAAAAUACAAUGGAAACGAGAAAAUGAACGGUUACUAGGAUUAUGCAAAAAAAAAUUAAGUAUUGAUACUUUGAAUUCCAUAAAAACAACUUUAAGUUCAAAAAAAUCAACUAUAUAUUCAAAAAUGCCAUAUGUUUUAACUUGUUUUACUUCAAAUUUGAUGAAAAAUCCUGAUCAAUAUUUUGAUUCUGAAUAUAAUUGGUAUUUCGGUAAUACUAUUGAAAAAUUUAAAAUUAAUGGAAAAUGGGCAUUAGCUUGUGCCAGAGAAGUAAACCUUGAUACUUUAGAUAUUAUAUCGAUUUGUGAUAAUAAAUUUGAAUUAAUUCAAAGUAAGAAAGACAAGCAUUUUAAAGGUCCAAUUUUUGACAUAAAAUCUUCAACUUUAAAUGAUUUAAUGAUUCGUCAAAAAACCAAAUUAUUUAUAUUUUGGAAUAAUUCUGAUUCAGAAUUUAUGUUAAAUAACAAUUCAGUUUAUGAUAACUGUGAUAUACCGUUUACUGAUGCUGAUGUGAUAGCUAAUAAUUUUUGUACUGCCGAUGUGAAACAUUUUAUUAAAUUAUGGAAAGAUGGAAAUUGUACUCAAGACAAAUAUUUUGACGUGGUAUAUGAUCAAACUGAUUCUUUUAUACAUUUAAGUUAUUUACAAAAUGAAUCUAAUUUAGUUGGCGUUAUCAAUAGACAAAAAUUCUACUUAAUAGAUGCUCGAGUUGAUAUUUCUAAACCUUGCUCUAUUUAUGAUCCAACUACUAUUAUAGAACCAUGUGAAGAAUUAAUUACAUUAAAAAGUAGUUAUUUAAAUAAUCAUAGUAUUUAUGUGACUUCCAACCAUUCAGUUUUAACGUUUGAUAAUAGAAUGGGAUUUGUAAGUAAAUCAUAUCAUAUGCUUUCAAAUCCUCCAUCUCUAAUUAAUAUACAUCGUUAUGAAAACAACUUUGAUUCAUGUGAAAUAUUGUUUUUGGGAAACCAAAUAGGUGAAAGUCUUGUUUCUUUACCUUACACUUCAUAUCCAGAUGACUUUCUAUUGUGUCAAAGUAUUGCAGCAUCAAUUCCAAAUCCAUUACAAUCAUUGCAUAAUGUUCAACUUCAAGGGCAUUGCUUAAAUCCAAUAUUAUUUGAUAGAUUUUCACGGUGUUUAACUGGUAUUACUGUUAUUGGUGAAAAUAUUAAAGAUUUAAAACUAUAUAGUAUUAAUUCUGCUGGAGAUUUGUUUGUUCAAAAAGUAAAUGAUAAUACACCAAUAGAUGUUACUGAAUUUAAUAAAAAUGUUACAAUAAAAUCUCAAACUCUUCCAAAGUUAAAUUAUUCAUGUAUAUUUAAUAUGAGUAAUCUUUGGAAAUUAGAACCACCUGUCAUACAUGAGGAAAUUAAUAUUAAAAAAAAUAAUUUUUGGAGUAUGUCAAAAGAAAAAAUGUUAUCAUAUGUAGAUCAUCUAGCUCCUAUAAUACUAUCCCCAUGGGAUAUAGAUGACUUAUCUGAAUGGGAGAAUGAAGAUGAGAAUGCUGAUGUUAAUGACGAUUCUGAUUGUGACUAUGCGACUAAAGUUAACUUUUGGUUCAAUAAAAAUGACACAUUGUUGGGGUCAACAGAAACUUCAGAACCAAUAAAUGAUAAUCCACCAAUUAAUAUGUUAUCUCAAGCUUCUACUUCAAAAACUGUUCCUUCAUCAGAAAAUGAUGAUGAUUCCAGUUCAGGUUUUACAGUUUCUUUAAAAUCUAUAGACAGUCAAUUAUCAUCCUAGUUAUUUAAUAAGUACCUAUGUUUAACUGUAAUUAGUAAA